UUUAAAAUUUCACAGUUAUCGUUAGAACUUUCAUAUAGUUCUAAUUAGAUUUUACACUCAAGAGAAUUAAGCAAAUACAUAACAGCAGCUUUUUCAGCUCUUCACUCAAUUGCCCGCUCCGUUAUGAUUUUCUGCACUCGCUUUAAUUAUUCAAUAGUACGUAUAUAUAUAAUGAAAAGUUACGAGUGAUUGUAUCUACCUAUUUAGUAAAUACAUUCGAUUAGUUGGCCAAACUCUCUGCCAUUCCUCCAUUACAUGUUGCUUCUGAGCUUUAGUAUUUUUAAAUUUUAUUGCUCUCCUCGCUCAAAUUCGAAAAUGAGCGCUUGAGCUACGCUCCUUAUAUUCUAAUUUAUUGUUUUGCGGUUUUUUUUUCGAAAUUUCGCCUUUUUUGCUUUGAGUAAAAAUUUAAAUGUGAGUAAAGUUAACACAAAAGUCAAAUUCAACGACGAAAAGCGUGAAAAUACAUAGUCACAGCAAUUUCGAGCAACAGUGUCUCAUAACUAUUCUACAAAGUCGUAUAUUCAUUUCACAGUGAACAAACACGAAUUAAAGAACUUGCGUUGUUAUCUGUUUCAAAUUCAAACUACCAUCUCUGGGUAUUAUAGUUCUAUGUUUUCUUACAGCCGAGGCGGGGCAUUUUCGGCGACUAGCGAAAAUGUGCAUUGUUCUAGCUUAAGCUCAAGAUGUGAUGCAACCAUUUGAGAUGCGAUUAAAGAAUAUGAAUCGAAGGUAGAAGAAAGCGCAUAGGAAGAGUAGCAAAAAGCUUGUAAAAAAAAUAUAUACAAAAACAACAAAAACAACCACGGAUGCCAAUAGCGUUCACAAACAAUAGAAAAAUGGAAUAAUAACAAAAACAGCAAAAACAACAAAGUCAGCUUGUGAUUUUCUGCAUACUUCUUUCUUCGCACCUGCACUGCCGGCUCUCGUGGUCGUCAUUUUGCCGCUACGUUCGCUUCUGGCGCUGUUUUUGCUGCUCAUCUUCCUCUCCACCAUCUUCUUCAUGCUAGCGCCUCUCUGCCACCGCUCGCCUCACUUCCCCCAGUGCUGAAUUUUCAAUUUUACUGUUUGUCUGUUUCCACGCCUUCGUUUGCUUUCAUCAACGCACCUCGGCUUGCGCCCGAUUGGAGUUCCUAUCUUAAGUCUUUGGUUAGCCAAAGUUCAGUUUCUUCGUGUACGUCGGCAGUGUUGGUUGUGUCUAACGGUUGGACUCAAGACUCAUUUGAACUUAGAGCAUAAACAAAACUACUACUACAAAUAUAAAUACAAAUUAUAACUGUUGCCAAUAAGAAUGAAGUGAAAUCAAAAAACAACAAUUCAACGUUUCUUUACGCGAGCGCGUGUGUGUUUGUGGAAAUUGUGUAGAAAUUUUUAUUUCAAAUCGAAAAAAUAGUUAAAAACAGUGUGCAUAACACUUCUAUUCAUAAUAACUAAAAAAAAUCAUUCGAUUUUGCAUAUGUAUAUGUAUUGACACACACAAUUCUGAAGCAAAAACAAAACGCAGUAUUCAUCGAAUUUCCUUUCCAACGAGUGUACGAAGUAAGUGUGCAAAAACGGUUUAACUGUGUGCAUGUGUAUUGGUUAUUGCUGCUGUGAAAGUGCAAAUAAAAGUUGUUAAACUUGAAAGCAAAUAAUUAAAUGCGUUGAAAGCUCUUCUAUAAUGAUUCUAAGUGAAAUUUUGUUGCCCUAAAAAAUGAAGAAAAAUUUGCAUGCAACAGUGUUAGUGUGGAGAAUGAAGCAAAACCAAAAUUAAAACAUAAAAACUUAUAACUUUCCAAAAAAGUAUUGCGAAAUCGAAAUCAAGCGAGGAAAUUAAAUCGUUCUUCGCUACAUUUGUACAACAAUUGUUUUGUCGACAAUUUAACGAGCCUCAACGGUAUUGUCACGUUGCAUUUGCCUUCAAUUUCUUUCAACAGGAGUAAUUACUUUUAACCUAAAAACUGACUGCCACAUAAACACAGAAACUCACUUCAAUUGAAAAUAACAAAAACAAAAAAAAACAAAAGCAAACCAGACAAAUUUUGCUGUGUUCGCAAACCAACAACCUACGCUAGACCAUAACCCAUAACAACGCCGGCAACCAGCCUAGAGUUGGUGCAUAAGGCAUAUUUAUUGCUUUUUGAAUUUUGGCCAAGUCACAAGAUUACAGUAAAGAAAUACAAAAAAUGGCUCUCCGCCUGCGAAGAGAUGUACAAAAAGCAUCCUAUUAUGUUUGGUUUCUGGGCGCUGAGGAGGCGAAAGGUUUGCGCGGCACACGUGUCAUCAACUCAGUGCUGCCGUAUCUGAUUGAUCGGUCACGCGGCCAAGAGCCGCUCAAGGUGACGCUGCAGGUCUCCCACAAGGGUAUCAAAAUAUUACAGGGCUCCUCAAAACAUUUCAUACCACACAGUGCCAUAACCAGCUCCGUGCAAACAGAUGAUAUCGUUGCAUGCGUUUUGUUGCUAUAUAAUCCGGCAACAAAAUGUCCACUGCACGUACACGCCUACCGUUGCGAUUCCGAGUCCACAGCAGAGGCGUUGCAUCAACAGCUCCAAAUACUAAUAAAUCGUCCAGAAAAUCAAAAACGCUUUGAGGAAUUGGAAACACGUUUGGGCAUCCUGCCGCCAUUGCCCACGUCCGGCGGUGGCAGCGGCAGCAGCAGCAAUGGCAAAUCUGCAGCCCACAUGUCUAGCAAUGGUCACAGCAACGAACACAACAACAACAAGUCCAAACAUUACUUGUCACAACAACAGCAAUCACAACUGCUACAUCAGCAACAACAACAACAGCGCCGCCAUGACUCGUCACCGAAACGAUUUAGCUCGUCGCUAGGCAGCGAUACCGGCAAUAGUACACGCGAAUCUGAAUGCAGCGAAGAACAUAGCGGCGGCUCACCCGUUUCACGUUCACCGCCGGUCACGGCGACUACAAAACCACUGCCACUGCCACAGCCCACUAGCGAGCUAUUCGACUCCUUAGCCGCUGAGCUGCGUGCCAAAUUGAAUGGUAAUGGACCGCCUUUGUUACUGCCGCCACGCGACUACGAUACCGUACAUCGUUCCAAGGGUAAUUUGACAGCCAUCGAGCUGCGUCGCUGUCGCAAUGCAUUGAUUGUGGGCGGCGCUACACCCAAUGAGACAGCAGUGCCUGUCGGUGGCAAGCAGGUCUCUUCGCGCGGCUCAUCAGGCAUCGGUUCUGAUUUGGCGCCAAGUCCAGAACGACAGGAUUUGAACAGUUCGAGUGAGGAUGAGCAAUGGUCGAAUGAAGCUGAUAACUCAGUGAUUGCGCUCAAACCAUCACAAAUCGCAAUGGAACGUUCACCGCCUAUAAUUCCACAUCAUCCGCAGUUGAAUCGCAAGAGCGCCGUUCAACCACCAAAAGAUAGUUAUUUGCGUGAUUUACCUGCUAAACCAUAUACGCCGCGUCAAAGCGCGCAUCGCGAAAAAAUCGCCGGACCCACACAUGAACGUGAUACGCGUUCAAAGACCCCCUCGAACACGAGCUGGUCGCGCGAGGAUGAAAUUAAACCAAUUAUAAUGCGUCCUGCGGAUUACGAUGCGAAAUUUAAUCGUGUCAUGCAAGCCGAAACCAAACAGGAUUAUCAUCGACGCGCCGAUGGUGGCGGUGGAGGUGGCGUUAGUAGCAAUAGAGAACGCGAACGUGAGCGUGAACAUCCGAAACUGCGCGACACUGACAAAUACAAUGAAAUCAAUCGUUUGUUGAACAAAAAACUUUCACUGGAACGGGAAACGCCAGAUCCGCGUUUUGUCAAACACAAACUGGAUGAUGCUGAGGAAUUUAAUGACUCGGAUCCAGCUAGCGAUCAUAUGGCCGUGCAUCCAUCCUCCAACUAUCGCAAGGAAAACUUAACAGAUAAACAGAAAUUCAUCGAAUACGCCGCAAAGAAACAGUCCAAGUCAUAUGCUGUCGACGAAGCACAGCGCUAUGGCGGUCGUCAUCGUUAUGCCGAUCCAGCCGAUCUGCCUUUUGAACAAACCGCAAGCCAUAACAAAUAUGCGGCUGCUCAUCGUAGUACACACUCGCCAGAGCGUUCGGAAUUAAGCCACACACGCAGCAGUGAACGCGAGCGAGAGCCAGAACGUUUGCGCGAACGUGAACGGGAGCGUGACCGGGAGCGUGAGCACGAGCGCAAGCAAUAUUCGCGCAGCAAUGAGCGUAAUCCAUACCGCGAACCCGAAAGCCUACCCUACAUUCAGAGUAUGGAGAAGAUGAUGAAAUCAUCCGCCAUGCGUUAUAAGGCUUUUGAUGGUGCAGUGGAACCGGCGGCAGUAGCACCACCGAAGGAAGAGCUGCACGCAAAACUCAGUUCGCAACAUAGCAAAUCAUCCUUUACAAAGCGCGUCAAUGAUGACGGCCGACCACUGGAGUAUGCACACUCAAAUGGACGAUCCGAUGUCACACCCAAGGAUCGGUUCAAGGAUGCCAAGGACAAAUUCCGCGCUAUGGAAUGCACCGGUAGUCGCUACGAUCUGGUCGAAGAGAAAGACAUCACCAAUUAUAGACCACGAAGACGCGGCUCAGUUGAGCGAGCAGAUGGCGGACGGUCAUAUGCUGACUGGAGUGAUGAAGAACGCCUUGAUGACUCACCGCCACCACCGCCAAUCGCUGCACGUUCGCGCUCACGAUCACGCGGUCAACUCUGGGAGGAGAGCAACAUGCCACCAUCCCGCGAAAUGAUGCCACCACGUGAACAUCAUUUGCGCGAACAUGGCCGAGAGCGUCCCUUCCAAGAAUACGCGCCAGAACGCACGCAUACACGUGAAUCGGCAGGAAAACGAAAUGACGCGCAUCGCAUCAUGCGUGAACGCUCCAGCGACAUGACAGAUGGUCGUGAUCCCUACCGUGAUGCCUAUCGUUAUGAGCAGCGCGCCGUGCAUGAUCACUCACGGGAUACCCCACAUACACGCGACGAACGCGAGCGACAUCGCGAACCAUUGAGACGUGAAUACUCGCCUGAUGUGCGCGCAGCAGGUGCGCCAGAACAUCGCGCGAAUCGUCGGCAAACUGAAAAACAUACAGAUUACUAUCCUUCACCCACACCGCCGCCACCCACAACCGGUGCGCCGAUACCCAAUCCAAAAGGUAUCGCCAAUCUUACGAAGGGCUAUCGUCACAGUUACGCGGAGCCGGUGUUUGCGCGCGCCGGUGGGCGUGUUGGCUUGGCGGCCGUGAACCCAUACUAAAAGAAUUUGUCGAAAAUGGGUUUUGUGGUUUAUUUGGAUAUACAUACUUGGUUUCACUGUAAUAUUACUAAUAAUAUACUAAUUUAGCAUAAGUAUUGAAAAGCAGAGAAAUUUUAAUGCUGCACACCAGCAAGUAUUUCGUAAUUGUUUACAGUUAAUGAACAAUUUGUAAUUUGUGAAAAGCUAAUUGAAAUUUCUCAAAUAUUUUUAACCAUAUAUUGUAUCAAAUUUAUAAAUAAUCGACGUAUUUACUUAUUUCCAGCACUUUAGAGCGUUUAAAAAAUGUUUUAAGCAUUGCUGGAAUAUACAUACUUAUGUCUCUAAAAGUUUAGUCAAAAAAUCUUUACCGAUAAUGUGCCUUUUUAUACGAACAAACUAGUUAAAUUUAUCGAGAAAUCAACGAAAAUUAAUUAAAGAAAAAAAUAAUUCCAAAUUGUUGUAUAGAUACGUACUUACAAUUCAUGUCCGUAUGUAUGAAUAUUUCAAUGUCUAUAUAUAUGUAUGUAUUUUUAAUAAUAAUUUUUACACAUUUUACAAUUCCUCUGCAUAAAAUGUAUCAUAAUCUGUAUUUUUCUUCAACUGAUUUGAUUGGUUGUUACUUUGAAGAAUAAAUGUUAUUUUCCGACCCAAAUUGAAAGUGUUAUGUUGAAAUGUAACUUGCAAAUUUCAAUAAAGAAGUCUAGUUGAUAUAUCUAA
Molecule: messenger RNA, 5876 nt
Organism: Bactrocera oleae (olive fruit fly)
Lineage: Eukaryota; Metazoa; Arthropoda; Insecta; Diptera; Tephritidae
Product: peptidyl-prolyl cis-trans isomerase G
Source: RefSeq, a predicted model, not a curated record